Molecule: messenger RNA, 1199 nt
Organism: Taeniopygia guttata (zebra finch)
Lineage: Eukaryota; Metazoa; Chordata; Aves; Passeriformes; Estrildidae
Source: RefSeq, a predicted model, not a curated record
CGGGCCGGGCGGGCGGAACUGCGCAGCGCCAAGAUGGCGGCGGCCGCGGUCGGAGUCUCCUUGAGGGGCCGAGUCCCCGCGCGGCUGCUGCGGGCCGGGCCGCGGGCGGUGCUGCGGCAGGCGCAGACGGCAGCGGCGGCGGCGCCCCGGCUGAAGAAAUUCGCCAUCUACAGAUGGGACCCCGACAAGGCCGGGGACAAGCCCCGCAUGCAGACCUACGAGGUGGACCUGAACAAGUGUGGGCCCAUGGUGCUCGAUGCCCUGAUCAAGAUCAAGAACGAGAUGGACUCCACGCUGACCUUCCGCAGGUCCUGCAGGGAGGGGAUCUGCGGCUCCUGCGCCAUGAACAUCGCUGGUGGCAACACCCUGGCCUGCAUCAAAAAAAUCGACAGUGACCUCAGCAAAGUCACCAAAAUCUACCCCCUGCCCCACAUGUACGUGGUGAAGGACCUGGUUCCGGACCUGAGUAACUUCUACGCCCAGUACAAAUCCAUCCAGCCCUACCUGAAGAAGAAGGACGAGUCCCAGGAGGGCAAGCAGCAGUACCUGCAGUCCAUAGAGGACCGCCAGAAACUGGACGGGCUCUACGAGUGCAUCCUGUGUGCCUGCUGCAGCACCAGCUGUCCCAGCUACUGGUGGAACGGGGACAAGUACCUGGGCCCCGCCGUGCUCAUGCAGGCGUACCGCUGGAUGAUCGACUCCCGCGAUGAGUUCACGGAGGAGCGGCUGGCGCAGCUGCAGGAUCCCUUCUCCCUGUACCGCUGCCACACCAUCAUGAACUGCACCCGCACCUGCCCCAAGGGGCUGAACCCCGGCAAAGCCAUCGCCGAGAUCAAGAAGAUGAUGGCGACCUACAAGCAGAAAGCAGCGACUGCCUGAGGGCUGAGUGACCCUGAGUGACCCUGAGGUGACCCAGAGUGACCUGGAGUGACCCAGAGUGACCCUGGAGUGACCCAGAGUGACCCUGGAGUGACCCUGGAGUGACCCUGGAGUGACCCAGAGUGACACAGAGUGACACAGAGUGACCCUGGGAUGACCCAGAGUGACCCAGAGUGACUCUGGAGUGACCCAGAGUGACCCAGAGUGACCCUGGAGUGACCCAGAGUGACCCUGGAGUGACCCAGAGUGACCCUGAGUGACCCCGAGUGACCCUCUCGGCUCCUCAGGGCAUUCCCCUGCAAUAAAGGCUGUAAAGAACA